This is a messenger RNA of Papaver somniferum (opium poppy), 2114 nucleotides long. RefSeq names its product putative ATPase N2B. The record is from RefSeq and is a predicted model, not a curated record. NCBI's taxonomy places the organism in Eukaryota, Viridiplantae, Streptophyta, Magnoliopsida, Ranunculales, Papaveraceae. The coding region runs from base 67 to 1923 and encodes 618 amino acids. Gene Ontology annotation, molecular function: ATP binding; ATP hydrolysis activity. Gene Ontology annotation, cellular component: mitochondrion; cytoplasm. The transcript has 14 exons.
UGGCGCUACUUGAAGAAAACCCCGAUCAUUUGGAGAACUCUCUUCUUCUCGGUAAUACUUCACACAAUGAGGAGAAUUUCAAUGUCUCUAUCACGAACUUUAAUCCGUGAAACCCUAACUCGCAGAUCUCCUAAUGUUCACAGAAAUGUGAUUCUUCGUUGUUACUGUAAUCAUCCUUCUUCUAACAAUUCAUCUUCCUCCUCAAAGAAUCCAGGACCUCUUAUUAAGUACAAGAGCUUGGUUGAACAAGGGAAGCUACAACAUGACCCAUUCCAAGAAAAAGUGGCUAUUGAAUUGCAGAAUUUACUUGGGAGGUUGAAGCAGUAUGAGAAAGAUAUGGAGGAAUAUCAUUUAAAGCUGGACAAAUGGGAAAAGAGUAGAGAGGAUGAGAGACGAAGGCUUUUGACAGAGGAAGCUGAGGCUAGGCAACAGGGUGGUGUAUGGACAGCAGCCAACAAAAAAAGGAGUUCCUUUAUGGAAAAGUAUAUUAUACGGAAAAGAAACGAUAGUGUAGAACCAGGAGUGGGUAAAUGGGUCUCAUAUCUUAAUCGAGAGAGGAGGUUGGAUUCCGCAGUUGGUCACCGUCCAGUUGCUCCAGUUGCCCCUAAAGGAUUAUAUUUGUAUGGAAAUGUUGGAAGUGGAAAAACAAUGCUGAUGGACAUGUUUUACAGUUCCACUGAAGGUAUCAUUCCACACAGAAGAAGGUAUCACUUUCACGAGGCCAUGCUUGAAAUAAAUGAACAUAUGCAUAAUCUAUGGAAGAAACAAGUGGAGGAGAAGUCUUCACGGUCAAGCAUUUCUAGUUGGAUUAUGAACCUUCCUUUUGAUACAAAGGUGAAAGAAUGGUUGGCUGCAGAAGAAAGAUAUAAACAAGAAGUGCAGCUGAAAAACAUUCUCCCUGCUGUAGCAGACAAAUUUCUUCUAGAUCGUCAAGCAGGUCAAAAAGGAGCAAGCAUUCUUUGCUUUGAUGAGAUACAGACUGUUGAUGUGUUCGCUAUCAUCGCCUUAUCUGGAAUUCUGAGCAGAUUGUUAACUACUGGGACCGUUCUUGUCGCUACUAGUAAUAGAGCACCUGAAGAUUUGAAUCAGGAUGGCAUGCAGAAGGAUAUUUUCCUGAAACUUGUACGGAAAUUGGAUGAGCAUUGUCAGAAUGUUUUGAUUGGAAGUGAGAUCGAUUAUCGCCGUUUUAUAGCAAAAAGCAGCGUAGAUCAGGUUCGCUACUUGUCACCCUUGGAUGAUAAGGCAGCUAAAGAAUUUGAGAAAAUGUGGUCUAAAGUCAUCAACCAAUCUGGUGGAAAGAUUGUAUCCAAUACUAUCCCUGUGAUGUUUGGAAGGUAUUUGGAAGUUCCUGAAAGCUGCAAUGGGGUAGCGCGCUUCACAUUUGACUAUCUAUGUGGUCGCCCGGUUGGAGCAGCAGACUAUAUUGCAAUAGCAAAAAAUUACCACACUAUAUUUGUAUCAGACAUUCCCGUGAUGAGUAUGCGCAUUAGGGACAAGGCACGCCGAUUUAUCACCCUCGUCGAUGAGUUAUACAAUCAUCACUGCAGCCUUUUUUGUACUGCAGCUUCUUCUAUCGAUAAUCUAUUUCAAGGAACAGAUGAGGGAACACUUUUUGAUUUGGAGAGUUUUCAAUUCGAGACAGAGACAGAGGGUGGGGCACUACGUCGAGAUGUGUUAGCAAAAGGAAGUGUGAGUUCAAGUGGUGCACCAUCUGGUAUUCAGUCCCUGUUAUCAGGACAAGAAGAGAUGUUUGCCUUCCGUAGAGCAGUUUCAAGACUUAUUGAAAUGCAGAGCUCUUUGUACUUGGAAAAAGUUUCACAGAUACAUCCAUAUUUCCAAAAGAAUCAACAUGUAGUGAGUGAUUCUCAUCCAAGAACUUCAAAAUCUGAACCUUCAUCAUCUGAACCAGCAGUCUCAUUUUAGUUGCUCCAUUCAUCCUCAUGAUUUAUUGUUGUUCUUGUUUCACAAAAUAAUUACCAACUUCUGUACUUUGUAUCAUUUUAAUAAAUGGGUUCAUAGAUUACUGCUGCAGCUUUCUAUUAUGGAUCAGGUGUAGUGUGUAAUACAAACUGUUGUCCCUCAUUUAAACUGAUCUUAGUGAUUUAAAGUCUUAA